AUGGAAGCUUCUCCCUCUUCACAGCAAUCCAAUGUCACUUCAUAUGGGGCCACAACUGUGGCCAUCAUCACCCUGGAGGUGUUUGCUGGCAUGUGGAUAAAUGCUUUCAUCAUCUGUGUGCUUUGUGUUGCCGGAGUCAAAAAGAAAACCCUGAACUCUAAUGAGAAGAUCUUGCUGCUGCUGGGAUGCUCUAGGUUUUGCUGUUUGUGCUUCUCAUGGAUAUAUGCCUUUCUCUCAAAUGUUUUCCCCUAUUGCCUUCUGGUUUAUCCCAUACUUCAACUCCUUCAAGGUUCUUACAGCUUUUUUAAUAGUUCCAACUUGUGGUUUUCUGCCUGUCUUUGUGUUUUUUAUUGUAUAAAAAUUGCCAAUUUCAGGAACAGGUUCUUCAUCUACCUGAAAGUAAAAAUUGACAGGAUGGUGCCCUGGCUCUUGUUGGGGUCAGAGAUUUUAGCCUUGGCAAUGGGCAUUGUUAUAUAUGACAUCACUAAAACUCUGCAGAGUAGCAACCUCACUUUCACCUCCAAAGGAAAUUUUUGGGAAGCAAGAUUCACAAUGGAUAAACAUUUCUUCUCAUCUUUUUUUCUUGUUGGCUUUGGAUAUGCUGCUUCAUUCAUGGCAGUCAUCUUUUCUGCUGUUUUCCUUCUCUUUUCUCUCUGGAGACACAAGCACAACAUGCAGACAAACUCCAUGAAGGACCUCAGCAUGGAUGCCCACAUCAGAGCCAUGAAAUCUAUUCUCUCCUUCUUAGUGAUGUACAGCAUCAACUUUGUAUGUUUGAUCUUGACACUAAUUUAUUCCAUGAGGAAUGAAAAUACCAUGACACUUCUUAUAUCCAUAUAUCUGUGUGCUUAUCCAGGUAUUCAUUCCCUUAUUCUGAUUUUCAGCAAUCCCAAGCUGGAAAAGGCACUGUUGAAGAUUCUCUCCUGUGUGAAGUGCAAGUUUUUCAUAAAGUAG
Molecule: messenger RNA, 954 nt
Organism: Vidua chalybeata
Lineage: Eukaryota; Metazoa; Chordata; Aves; Passeriformes; Viduidae
Product: taste receptor type 2 member 9-like
Exons: 1
Coding region: 1-954 (317 amino acids)
Biological process (GO): G protein-coupled receptor signaling pathway; sensory perception of taste; detection of chemical stimulus involved in sensory perception of bitter taste
Cellular component (GO): membrane
Molecular function (GO): G protein-coupled receptor activity; bitter taste receptor activity
Source: RefSeq, a predicted model, not a curated record